Messenger RNA from Eriocheir sinensis (Chinese mitten crab), 1454 nucleotides. RefSeq names its product peroxidase-like protein 2. The transcript is spliced from 5 exons. Lineage: Eukaryota; Metazoa; Arthropoda; Malacostraca; Decapoda; Varunidae. The record is from RefSeq and is a predicted model, not a curated record. The coding region runs from base 222 to 1454 and encodes 410 amino acids.
GAAGAGUGCCUUGAGGUAUGGGUCAGUAUGCCGCUGGGCCCUCAUCUCCACCUCCUCCACAUCCUCCUCCACCUCCUCUUCCACCACCACCACCUUGACCCCUGCGCGAGAGGUGGUGACCAGUCUUCCCUGCGCCUCCAUCGCAUCACAACCACUGCAACACCACCAUCACCACCACCACCAUCAUCACCACUGCCACGCGUGUUAGCAGAAAAGACACAAUGGGCGGGAAGUGGGCGGCAGCGACUCUCCUCGUGGCCGCCUUCACCACCCUCAACACCCGCGCCCUGGCCAGCCCCGUAGUCGCACCAGCAGCAGCCCCAGGAGCACCCCAGAGGGACACCGAAACCGCCCUAGAGGUACCCAGAAAUGCCCAAGGGGAGGCGAACACUACCCUGGAUGACCCGCAAAAUAACCCCGAGGAGCCUGAAGGAUUUUUGGGCCUACGAAACCCAUUCAGAGGCCCAGAUCUGACGGUGAUGGACGCGUUUAGUGAACCCGUGACUGGGAAUCCUUUCGACGGCCCGGGGGGAAUCCUAGGCGGCGUAGCGUAUUACCUACACCGCGCACAGAUGAUCAUGCAAGCGCUCUACACCGACGAGCUGCUCCCCGAUAAGCGCUGGAUGCGUUGGCUUCACUAUAUAGAGGAGUUCGUGGCGGAUGUACACCAAACCUCCUUGUGGGAUGUCCUUUUCAAGAUGAUGACGAGGAGGAACACUGUAUCGCAACUGAACAGCGCACAGACAGGUGACGUGAACGUGGAACUGACCCAGGUGGAAGUUGACCCCAUCGGCAACUUGUUUUGGGCGGCGCUGUACGGCUUUCACGAUUUCAUUGACCUCCCGAAUCUGUAUGAGUUCUGGUCGCGGUUCCAGGCCAUCAACAGCUACUUCGCCACCACGGAAAUGCCUUCGACUACCAAGCACCCGCUGUCCAUCUUCGCGGAGGACGACAUCAUGGAGGAAUCGGUGGGAGAGGUCAAACUGCCUUCCGAUGUGCUUUCUGUUCAGCCUUAUGAUCCCUAUGUCGUCGGGGUCAACACUAUGCUCUUCAUGUUCUACUUCCAUAUUUUCUUCAAGAACUUCCUCUUCAACUCAGGCUUCGAGAACGGCUUCCUUCCUCCUCCUCCCUUCGGCGGCGGCGGCGGAGGAGGAGGCGGAGGAGGAGGUGGAGGAGGAGGAGGAGGUGGUGGAGGCGGAGGAGGAGGUGGAGGAGGUGGAGGAAGUGGAGAGGGAGAUGACGCUGCUGACGAUGGAGGAGGAGGAGGAGGAGGAGGAGGUGGAGGAGGAGGAGAAGAAGGAGGAGCAGGAGGAAGAUCGAGUGAAGCAGCAGCACCGGCAGGAGGAGGAGGAGGAGGAGGAGGAGGAGGAGAUUAUUAUGAUGACUAUGGAGAUGACGGGUACCAAGCGGCUGAGAGGUUAAGACGGUACCCUGUGUUUGAGGUGAGUGCGUGA